This is a messenger RNA of Columba livia (rock pigeon), 5192 nucleotides long. It is a transcript of the gene DDX17, whose product is annotated as DEAD-box helicase 17. Gene Ontology annotation, cellular component: cytoplasm; nucleus; ribonucleoprotein complex. NCBI's taxonomy places the organism in Eukaryota, Metazoa, Chordata, Aves, Columbiformes, Columbidae. Gene Ontology annotation, molecular function: RNA helicase activity; ATP binding; ribonucleoprotein complex binding. The record is from RefSeq and is a predicted model, not a curated record. Gene Ontology annotation, biological process: alternative mRNA splicing, via spliceosome. The transcript has 13 exons. The coding region runs from base 551 to 2518 and encodes 655 amino acids.
UUACGGCGUUGACUUCUUGCGUAGCAGACUUUGAGGAAUAGGGACAGUGUUACUCUCCCCCCCUCCCUUCCUCACGGGGAGGCCCGGCUCUAGUAAAGAAAGCUACGCACCUUUCGUAACCCGGCUGCCGCGCGGAGCCGUACUUCGCCAAGAGGGCUCAGGGCGUAGUUGGCUUCCGGGAAUAGGCGUAGGUAUUUUCGAGGGCCGCUGUUUGCGCAGCGCCGGGCCGUCCGUAGCGUAACUGAAGCAGGUUGGGGCGGCGGCAGCCAUUUUGUGCCGGGAGCACGGAGGAGCAGGACGCUGGUGUCUCCACACUUCACGGGCCCUGGAGCCGACCGAGAGCCCCGCCGUUCCCUCCACCGACGUCCAGCGGGUCUCUGACCCACUGACCAAUUCUUCUCCUUUUGUAUCCCACCAAAGAAGCGAGGUGGCGCAAAGCGAUUCCUCCGAGACACAGCCGCCCCUGGCUGGACCGUCUCCUCGUACCCCUAGCCCCUCGCCGUCCCCACGGCCGGCAUUCCGCUGCCUUUCUCCCACCCCUCCGGGGGCGAUGAGAGGCUUCGGGGACCGGGGCCGCGACCGAGACCGCGGCGGGUUUGGAGCAAGUCGUGGGGGUCCUCUGCCUCCAAAGAAAUUUGGUAAUCCAGGGGAACGUUUACGUAAGAAAAAAUGGGAUUUAAAUGAACUGCCCAAGUUUGAGAAGAAUUUUUAUGUGGAACAUCCAGAAGUGGCCAGGCUUACUCCGUAUGAAGUUGAAGAAUUGCGAAGAAAGAAAGAGAUAACAAUUCGAGGAAUGGAAGGCUGCCCCAAGCCAGUGUUUGCCUUCCACCAGUGUAGCUUUCCACAGUAUGUGAUGGAUGCCUUGAUGGACCAGAACUUCACGGAACCCACUCCAAUCCAGUGCCAAGGCUUUCCUUUAGCCCUCAGUGGUCGUGAUAUGGUGGGCAUUGCACAGACUGGCUCUGGGAAGACACUAGCUUACUUGUUGCCUGCAAUUGUUCACAUCAACCACCAGCCAUAUUUGGAGAGAGGGGAUGGCCCAAUUUGUCUGGUUCUAGCCCCUACUCGAGAGUUGGCUCAGCAAGUGCAGCAGGUGGCUGAUGAUUAUGGCAAAUGUUCAAGACUGAAGAGUACCUGCAUAUAUGGAGGAGCACCCAAAGGUCCCCAAAUCAGAGAUCUAGAAAGAGGUGUGGAGAUCUGCAUUGCUACACCAGGCCGCUUGAUUGAUUUCCUUGAGGCAGGAAAGACCAACCUUCGUCGGUGUACGUACCUGGUGCUGGAUGAAGCAGACAGGAUGUUGGACAUGGGAUUUGAACCCCAAAUUCGUAAAAUUGUUGACCAGAUAAGGCCUGACAGACAGACUCUGAUGUGGAGUGCCACCUGGCCAAAAGAAGUGCGCCAGCUCGCUGAGGACUUCCUGCAGGACUAUGUUCAGAUCAAUGUGGGAAACCUGGAGCUGAGUGCCAACCACAAUAUCCUGCAGAUAGUGGAUGUAUGCAUGGAAAGUGAGAAAGACCACAAACUGAUACAACUGAUGGAAGAAAUCAUGGCAGAGAAGGAAAACAAAACUAUCAUCUUUGUGGAGACAAAGAGGCGAUGUGAUGAUCUCACUCGAAGGAUGCGCAGAGAUGGUUGGCCAGCUAUGUGUAUCCAUGGAGACAAGAGUCAGCCAGAAAGAGAUUGGGUGCUUAAUGAGUUUCGUUCUGGAAAGGCUCCUAUCCUCAUUGCUACCGACGUUGCAUCUCGUGGGCUAGACGUGGAAGAUGUUAAAUUUGUGAUAAACUACGACUACCCGAACAGCUCUGAAGAUUAUGUGCACCGUAUUGGUCGUACCGCACGUAGUACCAACAAAGGUACUGCCUACACCUUCUUCACACCAGGAAACCUGAAACAAGCCAGGGAGCUUAUCAAAGUGUUGGAAGAAGCCAAUCAAGCCAUCAAUCCAAAACUGAUGCAGCUUGUGGACCACAGAGGAGGAGGAGGUGGUGGUGGAGGAGGUCGUUCUCGUUACCGAACGAGCAGUUCGGUAAACAACCCUAACCUGAUGUACCAAGAGGAGUGUGACAGGAGGCUCCGGGGAGUGAAGGAGGGCCGGAGAGACUCGGGUGGCUUCAGAGACCGUGAGCGUGGUGACAGUUAUGCCAACGGAGCCAACAAGACCUAUGGCAGUGCCUACGGGAGCCCAAAUUCUGCUUUUGGGGCAGCGCAGAGCCAGUAUGGUUACGCUCAAGGGAGCUAUGGAGCAGCUGCCUAUGGCACGAGUGGCUAUGGCACUGCAGAGUACAGUGCUAGUGGCUAUGGUGCCAGCACCACAGCUGCCACCGCUGGGAGAACCUCACAGAGCACUACCCAACAGCAGUAUGCAGGGAUGGUGGGGCGCUCGGGCCAGCAGCCACAGCCGCUCAUGUCACAACAGUUUCCGCAGCCCCCUGGCACUAGCGUGAUGGGCUAUAUGGGACAGACUGCCACCUACCAGUAUCCGCCCCCUCCCCCACCCCCUCCCCCCUCCCGCAAAUGAGACCACUUGCCCACCUGGUGGUGACCAGUGUAGACCUCUUGCAUUUAAAGGAACCUUUUCUUUCUCUCCCAUUGUGAUGUCUUUCUCAUGCAGGUUAGACUUAGAAUUCACCAUUCAAAUCCCUCAAGCCCAUCGAAAAUGGCCCUCAGUCCACAUUGCUGACCCUGUCCUCUUUUUCUUUUUUCUUUUUUUUUUUUUUUUAAGAGAGAUAUAUAGUUGACUGGAAAAUUUAUUAAUUUUUUUGUCUUGCAUGUUAAGGAAAUUUGAAAUCUUAUUUUCUCUAAAAGAAAUGGGUAUAAGGCAGAUAGGUCCCAGCUUGAUCAUCUUGGUGUCUAAGGUUUGUGUGAAAACUUGCUUUUGAGAGGUGAAAGUUUCUAUUCUGUAACAUGUUAACUUAAUUUCAGGAAGUACCAAGAGAGGUGGGAAACUUUGGGGAGCCAAGAGCACUUCAUUUGAAAUUAUAAAUGCAAGGGAGCAAUGCUCACUUCUAAUCUUAAUUUUUUUUUAAAAAAAAAGCUCACUAUUAUUGCUUGUAAUCUAUCAUAGGUGAAUUUCUAUAGGAAAACUCUGCUCACUUGUCUGAGCUGAGCAGUGUUCAGAGUAAUGCCCCAGGUACAAUGUUGGCAUUUGCUGCAGCUCUGGAAGCAGUGGCCCUGUCUUCUGGUACUUCUAGCAGCCUGCAGUAGGGAAGCUGGGAUUGAAACCCCAGUGUCAAGAGACCAAACCUGUCUUGGAUUUGAUACCUGAAAACCAGAUAGUCACUGUAGGUACCACUGCUACAAUGUUUAGCCAAGUAAGUUCUUUCCUUACGAUUGUAAAAUUGCAGAAUCGCAAAUGUGUGGAGCCUGGUUAUCCUUAAAUUAGUUUCUGCUCUCAAAUUCCUAUUGAGUUUAUUGAGGAAAAAUCUUAUUUGAGAGCCUAGAAACUUAACAGAACAGAGAUGGUGAACAGCGUAUCUUGUUUGUCCAUGAACAAACUACCUUUAGCCGUGGGCAGUGCUUUGAAUUCUGCUGCAGUGAAUAAAAUGUGACAGAGUUUUCCACACUUUACUUUAAGAGGUUUGAAUAGGGUGGGCUGGGGGGAGGGCAAGGGGAGGAAGGGAAGAAGGGGAGAUUGCCUGGAAUCUCCUUUUCAUGAGGUAAGCAGUGAGCUGGUUAGUGCAUCUUGAUUCUGAAGCUUCUUUUCUUUUGUACCUUGCUCUGACUUUUCCUGGCUUUUGAGUGCAUUUCCCUGCUCCAUUGGUCCUUUUGAGCUGAGCUCUCGCAGGUAGGUAGCAUUUUAGAAAAUGUUAGAGAAGAGUGAAAUUUUAGUAAAUACGUAAAUAAAACUUGUUUGUUUUACUGGCUAAGGUGGGUGUGAGGGGGGGUUCCCCUUUAGUAAAGCAUGUUGUUGACUUGUUAUUUCUAAUACCAGACGGUUCAGAGACAGUAGAUGAUAACAGGAGUUGGCUGCUCUUGAUCCGAUAAUGUGACAGAAGAAUGGAUACAUCUCCUGGUUUGUGAGGCAUUUUCUUUGUAUUACAAGAAUGCAGGGGGUUUUUUAUUUUGUUGGUUUUUUUCUUCUGUUGAUGUUCUUGCAUAUGGAUGACCAAGGUAGCCUACUCCUUCUGUAGGAGAGUGGCACUUCUUAGAGCCCAAGAAAAGAGUUUGCUUCUACAGAAGUGAUUUAUUUUUUCAAUUUAAUUUCUUCCCAGAGUAAAAUUUUUGGGGGACGAAUGCGCUUUUUUUUUUUUUUUGUGCGAUACACAGGUAGGUUGCUGACACAGAGGGAAAAGGGAGAGAGAUCUUCCAGAACUUUGGUUCCCUCAUCCCAUCUUCUAAUUCCAGUGCUUGGACGGGAAGUUCCUUUGCUUGUGUUAAGUGAAAGCCAGAAGCAUUUUGUUUAUUCAGGCACUGACCUGUCUUUGGCCUCCCUCACAAGCAAACGUAGAGCUGUUUUGGGGACUCUUUUGUUGUGUUUUUUGUUUUUAUUUUUAAUUUGUGAGUUCAAAUGCAGAAAUGUGUUUGAGGGGUGUAGGGGUAGGACAUCUCACUGACUGGCUUUAUAAAGGGUCUCUGGACCGCCAAAGCUGCCUUACAGUCUGCUAUAGCUUUCACUUAUUUUUGGGGGAGGACUUGUGCACGUGUAAACGCAUAUGCCAAGUCUUGCAGUGCUUUAUUGCCAUUGAGGUCAGAGGAAGCCCAGGGUCUCGGUUCAGUUCAGAGUGUUAACCAGACUGUUGAAUCCAUGAACGCACCAUGGCACGUGCUGCCCUGUUCCACCUGGUGCUCGCUGCUCUGUCCCGUGUACCAGCUGGAGAGCCCAUGUUGAUAAAGCCUAUUAGCUUCUAGUAUCAUUUGCGUUGUUUUCAAUCUGUAAAAGCUUGUGGGAGUGUCAGAUAAGUUGGGUGUCUCCUCCCCUCCCACUUCCUGAAGCAAUUUACUGUUUGGACUUCUCUGAACAAUGGAAGGGUUAGUGGCUUUGUGUGGGAUCAGCUGCUUGUUUCACACACCUGCUGGUCUCUGAACACAUUCCUGUUGUAUUAAUAAAGACUUGAAUUGAGAGAUCCAUAGAUCUGUGGUGUUCAGACACAGGAUACUAAGAGCUAUGUUACUAUUCUUAGUUUGUAAAUUGUCCUUUUGAUACCAUCUUGUUUUCUUUUGUAGGUAUAAAUAAAAACACUGUUGUCAAUAAA